UUAUAGUUGAUGUAUUUGAGAUAGACAUAGCCAUGACUUUCAUGAAAUGGAUUUGCAGAUUAGUGUUUGUUUGUUAUAUUUGGAUCAUUAAGUUGGAGUUUAGCGCCAUUGCUGAUGCAUUGAGGUAUAUUAUGGGAAUUUCAGGGCCGAGUGGAUUUGGUUCCAACUCCACCGGGGAGCAUGUUACAGAGGGUGUCUCUCCUCUUCCUCAGCUAACAGCCAUUAUCACAGGGGCGACUUCAGGGAUCGGAGCGGAGACAGCGAGAGUGCUGGCGAAGAGAGGAGUGAGGUUGGUGAUACCAGCCAGGGAUUUGAAGAAGGCUAGAGAUGUUGAGGAGAGGAUAAAGAAGAAGAGCCCAAAGGCUGAUAUCAUUGUGAUGAAGAUGGACCUCUGUUCUUUUGCCUCCAUACAAAACUUUUGUUCUAAUUUUCUUAGCCUUGGUCUACCACUCAACAUCCUCAUAAAUAACGCCGGGAAGCUUUGUAGAAGUUUUGAGCUGACUGAAAAUAAGUUGGAGAUGACGGUUGCUACGAACUAUAUGGAUAUAUCAUUCAACACUACCAUUCUGUUAGUUUACAAGGUGAAUUCUCCAACCCUUUGUAUUUGUGCUCUAAAGUUCAUGCAUCUACCCUCUGAUGUGCGAAACAAGAGCUACGACGGGACACGCGCUUAUGCACUAUCGAAACUGGCCAACAUAAUGCAUGCGAAGGAAAUAGCAAGACAGCUUAAAGAAAGAAAAGUAAAUGUAACCAUAAAUUCGGUUCAUCCAGGGAUAGUAAAGACCGGGAUAAUUAGAGAUCAUAGAGGCUUGAUCACAGACCUGCUGUUCUUUCUGGCAUCAAAAUUUCUUAAAUCAACAGCACAGGGGGCAUCAACAACGUGCUACAUUGCCAUAAAUCCGCAGGUUAACGGAAUUAGUGGAAAAUAUUUUGCAGACUGCAAUGAAAGCUCCUGCUCUCCUUUAGCAGACGACGACUGGGAAGCAUUUAAUCUUUGGAUGAAAACUACUAUUUUGCUUCAUAAAUUUAUGUCUUAGUUGACUGGAGAACUUCAGAAAGAUAGCAAAUUUGUGGGGUUAAUUUGUAAGGAUGUAACCGAUUUAAAAGAAAGAAUGAAUUUAA
Molecule: messenger RNA, 1122 nt
Organism: Phalaenopsis equestris
Lineage: Eukaryota; Viridiplantae; Streptophyta; Magnoliopsida; Asparagales; Orchidaceae
Product: short-chain dehydrogenase TIC 32, chloroplastic-like
Exons: 8
Coding region: 33-1037 (334 amino acids)
Source: RefSeq, a predicted model, not a curated record